Molecule: messenger RNA, 486 nt
Organism: Trichoderma atroviride IMI 206040
Lineage: Eukaryota; Fungi; Ascomycota; Sordariomycetes; Hypocreales; Hypocreaceae
Source: RefSeq, a predicted model, not a curated record
AUGGUUCUUCUCGAGCAUCUCCCCCUUCUCGGGCUGGCCUUGGGCCUUGCACACUUCCAUCACGGGAGAGGAUCUCAUAGCCACCCACCUCACUUGAACCAAGCAGCCGUCCCUCAAAUUUCUAAUGGCUCAUCUCAGCUCCAUCAGGCUCCUCCUCCCAUGCUGAUUGCCUCGCGGGCGUCAGACGAAAGUCAUGAUGCCACGAUCCAAGUUAACCAAACGCAUUUGCAGGGCAUCUUGGACAAACUCAAAUCCCUCGAAGAUGAAAUUACUAAUAUAAUGGCAUCCAGAGCUAACUCGUUUCUAGAUUCCUCUUCCACUCCCGUCCAGCACUCUGCACUGGACCCCGAUGAUAUAGAGUUUUCCAAGGCCACCAUGGGAGCAAUGAAGCCCACGAAGCUAGCUGCGACAACGCGACAAGAAACAAAGACUAGUCCAGGCAAGCCUUCCCUUGGCCCUAUACUACCACCAUAUGUCAACCACUAA